Equus caballus (horse) is the source of this 2865-nucleotide messenger RNA. It is a transcript of the gene CTNNBIP1, whose product is annotated as catenin beta interacting protein 1. The record is from RefSeq and is a predicted model, not a curated record. Gene Ontology annotation, molecular function: beta-catenin binding. Gene Ontology annotation, biological process: negative regulation of Wnt signaling pathway. Gene Ontology annotation, cellular component: cytosol; nucleus; beta-catenin destruction complex. NCBI's taxonomy places the organism in Eukaryota, Metazoa, Chordata, Mammalia, Perissodactyla, Equidae.
GCCGCCCCCUCCGCCGGUCCCUCCUUCGGCGGCCUGGCGCCUCCCUCCCUCCCCGCCGCGGUGACUCACGGAGCGGGAGGCGGAGGCUGAGGCGGCCGCUCCCGCUGCUGCUGCUGCUGCUGCUGCUGCUGCCGCCGCGGCUGCUCGGGCUGAGCGCGCCCCGGAACAGGCCGCCGCGCGCCGCGCACGGACCCGCAGCCCCGCCGGCCCGGCCGGGUCGGGCGGCCCAGGGCCGCACCUUCCUAUUUCUCCCUGACCACAGCCCGUCUGUCACAGUUGAGCACCUGUUUGCCUGAAGUUAAUUUCCAGAAGCAGGAGUCCCCAGAGCUGGCCAGGGGAUGAACCGCGAGGGUGCUCCCGGAAAGAGUCCGGAGGAAAUGUACAUUCAGCAGAAGGUCCGAGUGCUGCUCAUGCUGAGGAAGAUGGGAUCAAACCUGACGGCCAGCGAGGAGGAGUUCCUGCGCACCUACGCGGGGGUAGUCAACAGCCAGCUCAGCCAGCUGCCGCAGCACUCUAUCGACCAGGGUGCAGAGGAUGUGGUGAUGGCGUUUUCCAGGUCAGAGACGGAGGACCGGAGGCAGUAGCUGCGAACCCCUUGGAACAGCCUGGAAGCUGGCAAGGGCCAGAGAUCUGUGUGGACCUCGGCCGGCUGAGUGGCAGCAGAUCACCUUCCCACCCCACCCCACCCCACCCCACCCCAGGCCACUCGGCGGGGCUGGCAUCGCAGGAGACACCAGUGGUGCAGCUACGAUUGGCUUAAAGGGAUGGACUCACAAUUGGCUGGAGGAAGAAACCUUUUAUUUUUAAACCUUGACCAAUGGAAACCUUUUAUUUUUAUUUCUGACUCUUACUUUUUAAAAAAUUUGCGCCUCGGUAUAUGGCUUCCCAGGAAGCUCUCCGAGCUCUGGUGCUUUAUUUAGGUCACUUUUUAGAAAUGUGAAGAGGGCUGAUUGGCUACUUAAACUGGAAAAGGAUUUUGAUUGGCUGGCUAAUGGGAAACGGUUUAUUCUUUGAUUGGCUGCAGGUGUUCUGCUGAUAGCAACAGCUUCUCUCUUUCAAAUGCUGAAAACAGGGUUUGGGACAUUGGUUGUUAUGUUUGACUUGAAAAAAAAAAAAGAAAGAAACCAAGUGUGCUCUGCAGUAUUUAUUGCACACAGAGCUUGCUGCUGCUUUCACGCCUUUGGUUUGUGUUUCAUUGGAUUGGCUUUCAGUACGUGAAUUUGGUUUCCCAUUGGCUCACCCAUGCCUCCCGUUGCCGUGGGCUUCCCCCCGCCCUGCGUGCAGUCCCUCUCCAGCCUGGGGGUCCCCCUGGAGAGCGCAUUCGCUUUAAUGACCACACCUGGCUCCACCAGCAAGGGGGCCUCGAGGACUCUAAGCAGGGUACACAGCUGGAAAACAGGGCCCCAAGGAGGUUUGCGCUGUCCUGAAGAGUGGCCCAGAGCUUAGAGGUGACCAUUAGGCAGGAUUUAUGUGCAUUGCUUCCAUGAGCUGGCGGCCAGCUAGCUUCCCUCCCUAUCCUGCUUCCUGAGGCCUCAUCUGGGGGCUCCUCCUGUAAAGGGCAGGAGUUGCUCCUAGCUGUGAGACCCCACAAUGCAGCAGAAGUCUCUGCCUGGGAGGCUGGAACCCUCACAAAGGCCUUGGCUUGGCUUACAAGGCCUGGGAGGCCUUUGGCUCCAAACAUCCACACCUGGCCUCCCUCAGCCAGGCCCCGCCCUGGGGUAUCUGCCGCUGGGGCAGUAGCUCCAGGCAGCACUCGGCGUUCUCUCAUCCAAGGCCCGUGCCCCUCACUGCACUGCCUUCAGAAGGAUCUCUCUCCAUGUCAGCCUGGAAGGGACAGCGUCAUUAUUUAUGCAGUGCCCACUGGGACCACUGGCUGGGCCUUCACUGAGCGAGUCCCAUCAGGCUGGCCCUUACCCUGGCCCCCGGAAACACAUUGCAGUGCAGUGGUCUUUGAAGGGCUUCAGGAACCCCAAGUCUUCCACCUGCCCCCUUCCUUCCCCUGGAGGCAGCCCACCCUUCUCCCUGCAUCUCUCACAGAAGUGGAAUCUGGGUGGGGAGUUGGAGAAAGAUGCAGGCCUCUCCCCUCCCCCUGAGGAAGUAGAUGGCUGAGGCCCCCUUCUUGCCUCCGGUACCCAAAGUCAGGAGAAGACUCUUGGAGCCGCAUUUCCCCUUCUCAGGGCUGUUAUGGAGCGCAGGAGCUGAACACCAACGUGUCCUGGGCCCGAGCCCUGGAGAGCCCCAUGGUCAUUGGGCAGUUCACGCUGUGCUCUGAUCAUUGUCUGAGCCUUGCCCCAAAAGGAGGACUCGAAUGUCAUGGCCUACACACCCGUGUCCUCCUCCACGUACACAGGCCUCUGGCCCUGGUUAGCUGACUGUUAGCCUGCAGAGGCCACUGAUCCCCAGGGGACAAAGACUGUGGGUACCCCAGCAGGGGCCUGAGAGCAUCUUCCUUCGGGGGAGCAGUGCAUGUGUACACAUGCAUAUGUGAGCACGUGCACACACACACACACACACCUGCACGCUCACUCCCACUCAGUGGCCUGCAGCUCCAGCUGAGCCCCUGGGGAAAGGUGAGUUUUUUCAGUCUCCUCUGGGCCCAGGCUGUAACAUCUGUUAUCAGGCCUCAGCCGGCUGCCCCCUCCCUUUGUACCUGUAGCUCCCAUAAAGGGUCCACGUCCUGGCCUUUGCUGUGUUCUCUGCCCCAGCCUGUCCUUAUCAAGGUCAUGGGCCUUCCUCUUGUAACAGUGAUGGGCCUGAUCUGUCUCAUCUUCUGAAGGAGAAAAGUGAAAGUGUUGCUGUGGCUUCAUAUUUCAACUAAAAAUAUAUCUGUUGGAGAAAAAAUUAACAAUAAAGAUUUUUAAUAGC